GCUACCCCAGGUGCCGGAAACUCUUUCGCGGCUCCCUGCCCGCAGCCCUCCGACGCCACCUGCAACAUCGUCCAUCCAUCCCACCCUGCCAACCUGCCUCACAAUUUCCACGACACCCGAAACGAACGCGCUACCUUCUAUUCCCCGGCCCCUGAUCCGUACUGUUCAGUCAGUCUCCUUUAUUGCCCUCGCCCCUUUUUUCGCCACCAUCACGCGACAAUCCGCCCACGCCCGCGACACAAACACGCAACGCACGCACUUACCGAUUUGCUUGCUUGGCCAUGGCAGACAGGGGAUCUCACCGCGGCGGAGGCGGCCGCGGAGGGGGUAACUUCCGCGGGCGCGGCGGAGGAGGAGGAGGACGCGGCGGUGGAGGGCGCGGCGGCGGCGGCGGCGGUCACCACCAGCGCGACAACCAGCACGGCGGCGAGGGCGGCGGCGAAUCGCGGCCCAAGAAAGAGAACAUCCUCGACCUGUCCAAGUACAGCGACAAGCAGAUCACCGUCAAGUUCAACGGCGGCCGAGAGGUCACCGGUGUCCUCAAGGGCUACGACCCACUCAUGAAUCUGGUCCUCGACGAGGCCAAGGAGACGAUGCGCGACGAUGAGGGCAAGGAGACUACGCGGUCCCUGGGCCUGACCGUCGCCCGCGGCACCCUGAUCGUGUUGAUUAGCCCUGUAGACGGCAGCGAGGAGAUAGCGAACCCUUUCGCACAGGCAGAGGACGAUUGAGGAUACUGUUGACGAGGCUAACGAGGCUGUGACCACACUCAGAGAGGAAUGGGGAGAGGAGGCAUCGGCCCGGGCAUCGAUGAGGAGACAUCCUUGAUGCGAGAUGUCGAAAUCGAGACUAUCUGCGUGCCCCUGGAUUGCCAAUGGGCAAACCUAGACUGGGCGGAGGCAGAUCUUCUGAAUCUGCCCCGUGGUGACGGAUCAUACAGUCUGACAUCUCUGUUCAUAUCGGACAUAAAAAAAAAGACCGUGACUAGAUAUUACAGCACUGGACCGGGCGAAGGAAGGGGAAACUUGCGUGGACAAAUACCCCCCAAAAAUUAAAAAUAGGAAAAAGGCCGUCGAUUUCUCCAUGCUAUCGUCGAGUCCGAAUCGCGAGCUGCUCAUUGCCCAAGUGUCCAUCACCUGUGAUGGUACAUUAUUGGCCUUGCGCCGAGAAUUGGUCCACGUGAAGUGGCGAACUGGUCAGUGUGUUGGCUCAGUGUCAGAGAGAACUCAUGUUUCAUGCGCCAAAUAGCG
Molecule: messenger RNA, 1250 nt
Organism: Diaporthe batatas
Lineage: Eukaryota; Fungi; Ascomycota; Sordariomycetes; Diaporthales; Diaporthaceae
Exons: 2
Coding region: 282-731 (149 amino acids)
Biological process (GO): nuclear-transcribed mRNA catabolic process; mRNA splicing, via spliceosome
Cellular component (GO): Lsm1-7-Pat1 complex; U6 snRNP; U2-type prespliceosome
Molecular function (GO): RNA binding
Source: RefSeq, a predicted model, not a curated record